This is a messenger RNA of Sphaerodactylus townsendi, 5212 nucleotides long. It is a transcript of the gene ZNF362, whose product is annotated as zinc finger protein 362. Gene Ontology annotation, molecular function: DNA-binding transcription repressor activity, RNA polymerase II-specific; RNA polymerase II cis-regulatory region sequence-specific DNA binding; chromatin insulator sequence binding. Gene Ontology annotation, cellular component: chromosome. The coding region runs from base 1176 to 2483 and encodes 435 amino acids. The transcript has 11 exons. The record is from RefSeq and is a predicted model, not a curated record. Gene Ontology annotation, biological process: negative regulation of transcription by RNA polymerase II. NCBI's taxonomy places the organism in Eukaryota, Metazoa, Chordata, Lepidosauria, Squamata, Sphaerodactylidae.
GGAGUGGCCACCCAUGGUGGGGGGGCGGGCAUCCAACUCAGGUUUUGCCCAGGGCUACAGUUUGCCCAGGGCUGCCUCGUUACGCCUCUGAUGUACUUCCCUGAAUUUCUAGCUUUCAUGCAAGAAAAAAGAAAUCCUCGUCUUUUGUUUAAGGAGACAAUGCAGGCUUGUAAAUAGCAAAUUCGUGGCUCGUCUGACAUUAGCAAGGCCAGUAAUUAAUUAAUUAGUAACAGGACUGUGUUCUUCCAGUGGCUCAGUAGGAGGAAUCCUGCUCCCGCCUUCUGGCAAUGAGUGCACAGACACCAGGGUGACUGGGAUUUGCUAUUCCCCGCAGCUUCAAAGUGCAUUGAAAGUAAAUUGAAAGUACGUUAUUCUGAAUGUGCAGAAGGGGCCUAAAACUGGGACUUUAAAUAUUUUUGUAGGUUGCCCCGAGCCCACUAUGGCGAAGACUUAUCUAUCUAUCUAUCUAUCUAUCUAUCUAUCUAUCUAUCUAUCUAUCUAUCUAUCUAUCUAUCUAUCUAUCUAUCUAUCUAUCUAUCUAUCAUCAUUAAGUAAUAAAUAAAAGGAAGUAAUAGAAGGCCUUGCAUCCUCGUGUUCUGUUUCCUGAUGUAAUUCUGCAAAAAAUGCACCCCAUCAGAAAAUACUGAACAUUUGUUUAUUUAGUAAUUUAGAGUAUUUAAAGGGCUUUGUAUCCCAUAGUAAAGAUUUGGGGGAAGGGGGACGAUGCAGUGUUCUCCUAGUGUUGGAGAACGGGACAGGGUUUUCUGGAAAAAGUUGGACCGGAAAACUUCCCAGAACAGUACAUAGAGAGCGUUGUGAUUUAAUGGGUGUAUUUUGACUUAGCACCUGUAUUUCUGGUCGCCCGUCAACAAAGUGGUACUCAAGGCAACGUAUGGUCAAACACAGUGGGCAGCGUGGAAUCAACCAUCAUCUAAAACAACAACCCGAGCGAGACAGAGGGGGCCUCACAAGCAGGGGAGUCCCACAUGGGACCCUCGCUUAUUUUAACAACACUUUGGUAGGAACUGGCGAAGGCCUGUGAGCCCCCCAGCCCCAAGGACUGGUGCUUGUACCUGCCUGCACCAGCAGGGGACCACCCACCACCUGCCAGCCUGGAGCAUCAUCUACACGUCGCCCCAGGCAGCUGCGGCCAUCGGGCUUCUGAGGCCGGCCUGAUGGCGGAGCCGCGCUUUAACAACCCCUACUUCUGGCCGCCCCCUCCCACCAUGCCCAGCCAGCUGGACAACCUGGUUCUGAUCAACAAAAUCAAGGAACAACUCAUGGCAGAGAAGAUCCGGCCGCCGCACUUGCCCCCAACUUCAGUGUCUUCCCAGCAGCCGCUGCUGGUGCCUCCCUCGCCUGCAGAGGGCAGCCAGUCGAUUAUGUCCAUUCCCAAGUUGCAGCAGGUUCCUGGGCUGCACCCCCAGGCUGUCCCACAGCCCGACGUGGCCCUGCAUGCGCGUCCAGCCACCAGCACGGUCACAGGGCUGGGCCUAGGCUCCCGUGCCCCCGCUGUCAGUACCUCGGAAUCUAGUGCUGGAACCGGCACCAGUACCCCCUCCACACCCACCUCAACAAGCCAGAGCCGCCUCAUUGCCUCUUCGCCUACCCUCAUCUCAGGGAUCACCAGCCCCCCGCUCUUGGACUCCAUCAAGACCAUCCAAGGUCACAGCCUGCUGGGGGCCCCCAAAACGGAACGAGGACGCAAGAAGAUAAAAGCGGAGAACCCGUCGGGACCCCCUGUCCUUGUGGUCCCCUAUCCCAUCUUAGCCUCGGGUGACAUCGGAAAAGAGGGCAAGACGUACAGGUGUAAAGUCUGCCCCCUAACCUUCUUCACCAAGUCAGAGAUGCAGAUCCACUCCAAGUCGCACACCGAGGCCAAGCCCCACAAGUGCCCGCACUGUUCCAAGUCUUUCGCCAACGCCUCCUACCUGGCGCAGCACCUGCGCAUCCACCUGGGCGUCAAGCCCUAUCACUGCUCCUACUGCGAGAAAUCGUUCCGCCAACUCUCCCACCUCCAACAACACACCAGAAUCCACACCGGUGACAGACCCUACAAGUGCCCACAUGCAGGCUGUGAAAAAGCAUUCACACAGCUCUCUAACCUCCAGUCUCACCAACGCCAGCACAACAAGGAUAAGCCCUACAAAUGUCCAAACUGCUACCGGGCCUACACGGAUUCGGCCUCGCUCCAGAUCCACCUCUCUGCGCACGCAAUCAAGCACGCCAAGGCCUACUGUUGCAGCAUGUGUGGAAGGGCCUACACCUCGGAGACUUAUUUGAUGAAACACAUGUCCAAACACACAGUGGUCGAACAUCUAAUGCAAAGCAACCUUAUAAUUUAUUGGCCCCACACGCGAUGCAGUUACCAAGAAAGAGCAACAACCCUUUCAGGACUCUCUUUCGGAGAGGUAAAGGAUGCGAUUUGUGGAGGCGCCCGCGGCUCUGCCAAGGGUAAGCGGCAGCAAGACCCGAGUUGCUGAGACGUCCCUGGGCCCUUGCGGAAGUGCCCGACCGGUCCACUGGGUCUCCGUUGCCAAGGUGAGCAAGAUUGCAACCCCUGCUUGGAGUGAUUCGGGGUAGGGGGCGGGUGCCCCAGACUGGAAGGAAGCUGGCCUUUUUUGUGGAGGGAAGGUAUCUUUUGGAAGAUUGACUAGAGAGAACUUUGGAGAGAGUGGGCAGGAGAAAGCAGUGACCUCACAGCACAAGCAUCACUGACAGGCAUGUAGAUCUGUGCUGCGUUCCCACAUUAGCGGAAGGAGCCUCCCCCUUUCAGAAGGGAAAUGGGUAAAAACAGCGUUCAGCUUAGCACUGUGUCAACUUUAGUAACGUGCGUGAAGAAGGGGGCAACUUGCAAUGUGAUGUGGCAGGAGAGGGUUCUCUCCCUCGCCCGUGCAUGGAUCAAUUUUCCCUAUACUUUCUCCCUGACACCUAAGGAAGGACGAAAAAUGGCCCCAAAGUCAAAGUAGAGCAGGUAUUCUACAGUGUGCUCCCUUUGGAGGCAGGAACUAAACUGAGGAAUCGGGAGUGGUUUGUCCCAACAGGAAAAGUUUUUCAUUGCCUGCCUCCCCGAUGGGACAGUGGGAAUCACCCACAAGAUGUCCUCCAGCCCAGGGGAGAAGAGGGUGUCUCUUCCUCACCUGUGCAUGGAUCAGUUUUCCCUCUGCUUAAUCCCUGACACCAAACAUCAGACAUGUUCCCCUGGCAGACAUCUUUUGAACUAGUGGCCAAGUUUCCCAGUUAACAGAUUUGUAUUUAUUUUUGUCAGACUGCCCAUCCCCUAAGGAAGACUGUGCAGAAUUUCUCCGCCCCUGGGAAAACCCCACUAUUUUUCUGUCACCCACCCUGCAGCUAGAGAUUGGCUUGGAACCAUUGAGCUAUUCUGCAGAACGGGCAGCUGUUGCACCACACCGCUGGGGAGUGUCCCAAAAGGCCCUCCAAGGCGCCUUGCUUUCUGCUGGAAAAACCACACAGUGGCAUUCAAAAGUAUCGUGCAGAGUGGGGAAAGGCCCCUCAAGUUCUUGGUGGUGCUGGGCCUUAGCCCUUCUGUUCCUUUGUGUUCAGUUGGCAACUAGAAGUACUGCCAAAGUUCAGGAAAGCUGGGAGUGGUGGGGGUGUAUGAUGAAUGGCUCCAGCUAGGAAACCUUCCACGCUUCAGGAACUAGGUGUCCCUUCCACAACAGUUGCAAGCACAGUGCUUAGUGCCCAGUAAUGUCGGACCAAGAUCCGCGGUGAACGUAAACAAAGAGAGCAUCGGCAAUGCUCCAGUGCAAAGGAAAGCUAUUGAGGAGCCCAACCCCAUCUCAGAAGUCUGGCCCAGAAGGCUUCCUGAAGAACAGAACAGGUGCGAGGAAGGGGUAAAGUUUGAAGCUUGCCAGGGAACCUGAAAAGUUACCUGUGCUCCUCUGCCUCCUCAUUUAAACCUUAAAUAUGGGGGCCACUACCAUUUAAUCACCACCCCCUAACUGAAUUUUGCAGGAUAGUUUCCCAAACAGGCUAAUGGUUUCAUGGCCAAUGCUAAACCAUAGGGCCUCUGUAUUUUCCCUUUGGUAAAUUCAGAGAUGUCAUUUUCCAGAUGUCAUUAGCCCCUCCCACCUGCCUCCUUCCUCACCGACUUAUAGGUCAGCCUUGCAGCUUGAUUGACAGCAUGGGCCAACCUACAAGGUGCCCUUGGGCAGAUAGUCCUGGGUACCCAGGGGUAAAGAUUGAUGUGGGAAUUCCCCCAACACUGCUGCAGCUGAGGGACAGAUGGCAGCACUGAGUUACUGGCUAGCACCCUAGUUAGCAACGGGGGAAUUCACCAACCUCACAUUAUACUCAGUGGUGGGAUUCAAAUAAUUUCACAGCCGGUUCUGGUGGUGGGAAUUGAAAUAAUUGAACAACUGAUUGUUUACAAGCACCAUUUUAACAACCGGUUCUGCCGAUGUGGUGCAAACCUGUUGAAUCCCCCCACUGAUUAUACUCCAAACCAACGCCCUGCCUCCUCCCAAAAAGAAAAUGUCCUCCCUGAAUCAAAGCAAUUCAGUCAGCUAAAGGUUUGCACGUUACUGCCACAUGAGCUCUGGAAAACUCUCGGCCCCUUUAUGAUCUCUCCUCCAAGCAUAUGGGGAGGGCACAACCCCCCCCCCCCAAAAAAAAAACCCCGCUACACUGAAACCAACCUCUAUUGUGUACUUUUCUGUUCCAUUUUGGAUAUGAAUUAACUGUAAUUUUUAAACACUUUUUAAGCCUUAAAAAUAUAUCGUUUUGUUUAUACCAGGUUGUUUCUUUUUAUCACUGUUUGUAUUAAUUUGAUUCUCUCCUGUUCUCCCCACCCCCUUUCCCGCCUCCCUUGGUUUUGAAUUGAUGUUGUACGAUACUCAAUAUUGUAGCCUUUUUUGUCCGCAUGUUAAUAACUCUGUAAAUAGGACUCUUAUACAUAACGUUAACACGAGUUUUUUUUUUCUAUAUAAAAAGCCCAGGCCACAUCUAGUUAGAAUCCUAGUUAUUACCUUAAUAAUGAAAAAGGAAAGAGGAAGACAAACAACCCCCCCAAGGUUCCCCUUCCCUUUGAAGUCUUGCAUUGUGGUAACCGAGAUCGGUAGGAGCUCUGCUCCCCACAGACAUUUGCAUUGUUUAAACAAUGACAAAAUGAAUUUUUUUUGGGAAAAAAAAGUUGCUUUGUAUUUCUCUGUUGUGGAAAAAAAAGAAAUAAAAUGUCUUUGCAACCUUG